CAGAUUUAGCAUAGCUUUCAUCUAUUCAAAAUCGGAACAAAGCCCCUUGGCGAAAGAGAACAACUCCUCAGAGGAGGUAUCCAGUGAGACUUGUGGCCGUCCGUCCAUUUUUUUGCCCCCCUUAAAUGUGGGUGACGACAAGGUGGGAAUGUGUUUGAGUGAUUAGUGAGAGUUGAUCUUACAUCACCUGGACUGGAGUAUCAUUUUGCUAUCACCCAGAUUUUGUCACGUGGUCACGAUGGAUAACCAACUCAUCAUGGGCACUGAAUUUAUACCAUGAAGUCAUUGCUUACGCAGGAUGUAUGGAAGCACGAUUAUUCAUUCACUCUAAUGCAUGGUGGAGAAGGCAAUUGAGCAGCUAAGGAGUAAUAAUUUUCCAAAAUUCGAGAGAGAGAGAGAGAGAGAGGAGUGGAUGGGGGAUAAGGGUAAAGUGUGCGUGACAGGAGCAGGAGGGUAUGUAGCUUCUUGGCUGGUGAAGCUUCUUCUCUCCAAGGGAUACACUGUCCAUGGAACCCUCAGAGAUCCUCAGAAUGAGAAAAAUGCUCACCUAAUGAAACUUGAAAAAGCAUCUGAGAACCUGAAACUCUUCAAGGUAGAUCUGCUGGAUUACAAUUCGCUUUCUGCAGCCAUCGCAGGAUGCAAUGGAGUGUUCCAUGUAGCCAGUCCAGUACCCUCCAGCAGCGUUCCAGAUCCCGAGAUACAACUAAUUGAACCUGCUGUAAAGGGUACAAUUAAUGUACUCGAGGCAUGUUCUGAAGCCAAUGUCAAGCGAGUCGUGGUUGUAUCUUCUGGAAAAGCUGUUUCUGAGAACCCUGAUUGGCCCAAGGGUCGAGUGAUGGAUGAAACUUGCUGGUCUGAUAAGGAACACUGCCGAAGAACUAAAUACUGGUAUGCUCUAUCAAAAACAGAAGCAGAAAGUGCCGCUUUGGAGUUCGCGAAAACAAGCGGGCUUGAUGUCGUGAGAGUUUGCCCAACCUUUGUUUUCGGGCCAAUGCUCCAAUCGACGACUAAUGCUAGUAGUUUGGUCCUCAUAAAGCUUUUGAAAGAAGGAUAUGAGGAACAGGAAAACAGGUUGCUGAAGAUAAUAGAUGUACGCGAUGUAGCUGAGGCACUGCUAUUGGCAUAUGAGAAGCCUGAAGCUGACGGGAGGUACAUAUGCACGGCUCACAUGAUCAAGUUACAAGAUCUGGUGGAAAUCCUGAAGAGGAUUUACCCCAACUACAACUAUCCUAAGAAGGUUACUGAGGGAAAGGAAGAAGAAAACAUCAGUUCUGAGAAAUUGCAGAAGCUAGGUUGGAGUUAUAGGCCAUUAGAAGAAACACUUGUUGAUUCGGUUGAAGGCUACAAACAGGCUGGACUUCUGGACCAAAAUGAGUUAGGCAUUCCUUUGUAGUAUUUGCAGAUUCUUGUCAUAGUUAGAGCCUUUUCGUUAUAAGUAUGUUUGGUUGGUCGGCCUCGAGUUUGUGGGUCUUGGACCAAGUGCGUGGGACCCACAUGUAUAAUAAGUUAUUAAUAUUUAGUGCUGAUUUAUAUAAUAAAUUGGUGUCAUGGGGGCGUUGGUGUUAUAACUUUUGACAUUUAGAAGUUGGAGCAAGAGUCAUAUAAUUGGAGGGGCCAAAGUGCAUUUCUGCACUUGUAAGGUGCAAAAUCAGUGAACUCAACAUGAGCUCCCUGUUUUU
This is a messenger RNA of Rhododendron vialii, 1679 nucleotides long. RefSeq names its product cinnamoyl-CoA reductase 1-like. Gene Ontology annotation, molecular function: oxidoreductase activity, acting on the CH-OH group of donors, NAD or NADP as acceptor. The record is from RefSeq and is a predicted model, not a curated record. NCBI's taxonomy places the organism in Eukaryota, Viridiplantae, Streptophyta, Magnoliopsida, Ericales, Ericaceae. Bases 335 to 1393 code for a protein of 352 amino acids. The transcript has 6 exons.